AUGGAUCCCGCCAACUACAACAGUUGGACCAAACUCGGUCUUGUCGAGAGAGUCCGGCAGCUAGAGGCUGAGCUGCAAAGGAGACCGGCGGCACCAGAGCCCGAGCCAACGCAUGGCGAUCCAGCGGGGGCAUCAACCCCUGGCACGACAAGGCCGAAGGUCAGGCGCAAGAUGGACCCCUCAAAGUAUUCUACCCGCUUCAUCGCCCUGAAGCUGGCCUAUCUCGGCAAGAAUUACGGCGGCUUCGAGUUCCAGGCCGAGGGCCACCAGCCCAGCAUCGAGGAGGAGUUGUGGAUUGCCCUGACAAAAGCGUGCCUCAUCUUUCCAGAAAACGAAAAGAUUGUUGAUUUUAACAUUUGCGAGUACUCAAAGUGUGGGCGUACAGACAAGGGAGUCAGCGCCUUUGGGCAGGUCAUUAGCAUUCGCGUGCGGAGUAACAGGCCGCUGCCCAAGGAGCCCAAGCCGACGGUAGAGGGCGCAGCAGGACAGGACACGGAGCAGCAAGAACCAGAAGAAGAGGAGAAGCCGUUUGACCCCAUUGCAGACGAGAUACCCUAUCCCAUGGUCCUCAACCGACUGCUGCCGCCCGACAUUAGAAUCCUAGCCUGGUGUCCCUCGCCACCCCCCAACUUUUCCGCGCGCUUCUCCUGUCGCGAGCGCCAGUACCGCUACUUCUUUACCCAGCCUGUCUUUUCCCCCGAACCCUCUUACGGAACUGGCACCGGCACCACCCACCCGGGGUGGCUGGACAUUGACGCGAUGCGUGACGCGGCUAAGCGCUUCGAGGGUGACCAAGACUUUCGCAACCUAUGCAAGAUCGACCCCGCCAAGCUCAUCACCAACUGGUCCCGCACCAUUUUCGAGUCGGACAUUGUCGAGGUGCGCGACGCCGCCAGCGCGCUGCCCUACGUCACCGCCGCCGGCUUCGCGCCCUCUGCCCUUGUCGGCACCAGCUCCUUCCCCAAGGUCUACUACUUUCACGUGCGCGGGUCGGCGUUUCUCUGGCAUCAGAUCCGUCACAUGGUCGCCGUGCUCUUCCUUGUUGGACUGCGCCUCGAGAAGCCGUCCAUCGUGAGCGAGCUGCUCGACGUGAACAAGUACCCGCGCAAGCCCGGCUACACCAUGGCUGACGAGGUGCCACUGGUGCUGUGGGACUGCCUCUUCCCGGAUCUGACGCAAGCGGAUGACGCGGUGACCCCGCAAAACACGCACGUGGACACGAUGCAUUGGAUCCGCGCCGGCGCGGAAACGCCGUCGAGGAUGCGCGCUGGCUCGUUUGGCCCGUUUGGCACGCUCGAUGGCAUGUGGCGCGUCUGGCGCGGCCACAAGAUGGACGAGCUACUGUCCGGGCAGCUGCUGCAGAGCAUGGCGAAGCAGGCGGCGGGCGAAGAUGCAGAGGCGCAGAAGACGAUGGAGAAGAAGCCAAUGUCGAAUAAAAAGGCGGCGCUGAGCGUGCGCUUGUACGACGGCGGCAACACGGGCCGGCCGGCGGGCAAGUAUGUGCCGAUUGAGAAAAGAGAUGUGCUCGAGUCGCCGGAUGAGCUGAACGAUAAAUAUGCGCGGCGCAAGGGGUUCGUGGACGCGGCAGAUAUGCGCGCAAGGUGGAAGGAGGGCAAAGAUGUCGUCAUGCAAGGUGAUGAGUAG
Messenger RNA from Cordyceps militaris CM01, 1644 nucleotides. Its product is annotated as pseudouridylate synthase 3. The transcript has a single exon. Lineage: Eukaryota; Fungi; Ascomycota; Sordariomycetes; Hypocreales; Cordycipitaceae. Gene Ontology annotation, cellular component: nucleus; cytoplasm. Gene Ontology annotation, biological process: mRNA pseudouridine synthesis; tRNA pseudouridine synthesis. Gene Ontology annotation, molecular function: pseudouridine synthase activity; RNA binding. The record is from RefSeq and is a predicted model, not a curated record. Bases 1 to 1644 code for a protein of 547 amino acids.